ACACGUAUCAGAAGUCAAAAGCGCAACGCGGACCAAGAAAAUAGAUCAAUAAAGAAAACCCUUGCGUCCCAAGCUUUCCUUCACUUUCCCAUUUCGUUUCUUUUGGGGUUUGUGCUCACCUUCAUGGUCGCAAUAUUACAAACACUUGAUAGCUAUAAAACCAAGGUGGGAGUUUCAAAUACUCUUCUCUAUCAAUCAAUCUAUCAAAUUUUAGUCCUUCAAGAAAGAGAAAGAUGAAGAGAGUGGGUCGCCAGCAUGGGAUGGUUAGAGUCCAUACCGCCGGAAUUUCAUUUGUUUACGGCCCAAUACGCAACGCCAAGAUCUUCACACAGUUCGAGUCCCCUGUGACUGCCGGAAACUUUAUGAAGCUUUCCUCGAAACCCAGAAAUCACUCCAAGUUCAUGGGCAAGUGCGGUCGAUCAAGAUGCAGCUGUUGCCAUAGCCACCCUGUUUCCAAGUCCAAAGACAAGGCCAAGGGUACCCACAAGGAAAAAGCAUUCGGUGGUCGCAACGGUGGGGGUUUGAAUUAUGCCGGCUUGUCGGCGACGGCAUUCUUGGGUCAGUUGGCUACUCGUGAUGCUCAAGAUUGCGAUGAUUACGACGAGGAGGAGCCGGAGGAGGAUAAGCAGGUGGAGAAGGGAUACGACGAUGAUGUUUACUACCAGAACGACUACUGCAGCAAUGACAAUCUUGAAGACAUUGCUGUGCCUGUACUAACCACGGGAGGAAUUGAAGAAAUCGUUCAUGAACCGAAAGAAGAACAAGAAGAUAAAGAUGAAAAUGAUGACGACGACGACGACGACGAUGAUGGUACGAUGAGCGUCAUGAGCUUCCUUGAAGUUGGAUUUUUGAUGGAACUGGAAGAAGAUGGAUGGUUUGUGGUCGAAGAGAUGUAAAGGUAAUAUCAUGGAAUUCAAUUCUUGGGUUCUUGAUAUUAUGGAACUGGAAGAAGAAGAAGGAUAGUUUGCUUUUCAUACAUUUGGUGAUUCAUAAACCUAGUGCCUGGCGGGUUAGCAUAAUGAGCUACUGUUAUGAAUGGUCUUAGUGGAGAAUGCAAAAGAGAACUAACUUGUAUGGAUGGCAGAACUGUUCGAAAAAUAUGGAUGGCAGAGGUUUCUCACGACGCCAGAGUGGAAACCACACCAGUGAGAGGUGGGUGGGGGGUGUGUUUGUCCAGUAAAAGGGUCCCACAUUUUGUGAGGGGAGAGAGUGUUAACCUGUUAAUGCAGGUAUCACAGCUUAUUAUGUGAGAGAGUGUGGGAAAGAAUCUGUACUCUAGCGUCGUCGAGAUCUUUUUCCCUUUGUAUAUUUUGGAAUAAAAAUGCAUCUUUUAUGCUUUACAGGUACAUGGUUGGGGAAACCAUUCAUCACCUACUAGCAACUGCCUUAUGGGAGAUGGGAUGUGAUAUUAUAGUAAAUGUAUUAAACUUGUGUUCCAUGUGUCAUUAUUGAAGUAUUACAUGCCUUCUUUCAUCUA
Macadamia integrifolia is the source of this 1477-nucleotide messenger RNA. RefSeq lists its product as uncharacterized. The coding region runs from base 234 to 896 and encodes 220 amino acids. The transcript has a single exon. The record is from RefSeq and is a predicted model, not a curated record. Lineage: Eukaryota; Viridiplantae; Streptophyta; Magnoliopsida; Proteales; Proteaceae.